AGCGGAACUGUCGUAACAACAUCGCGUUGCAUUGUGGGGGAAAGUGCUCCUUAGAAACAUGUCGGACACAUUUGGAGAAGGAUUAUUUAGCGUGUUUGAUGACGAACAACAAAGUUCUACAAACAAAAAGACACCAACAGGUGUUUCUACAGAAACAGGGAAGGUUGUAGGUAAAUUUCUAGGCUCUGAGAAGGAUGCGGGUCCAUCCACUCGGGUCAAGAGAGAGGCAGACCUGGAAGUAGGGGAGGAUGUGGUGUUCGGGAAGAGGGCUCGAACUGACACUGCCAAUGACCUAAAUCUUGCUGAGUUCAUGCCUCAAGUGAAGGUGGAGCCGGUUGAAACCGUGGAAGGAUGCUCACACGAGGUUGCUCUGCCUGCUGAUGAGGAGUAUAAACAACUAAAACCAAGAGUUGGGAAAGCAGCAAAGGAAUACCCGUUUAUCCUCGACCCCUUCCAGCGUGAGGCCAUUUUAUGCAUCGACAACAAUCAGUCAGUGCUUGUGUCUGCACACACCUCUGCAGGCAAAACUGUUUGUGCAGAGUACGCCAUCGCCCUGGCCCUCAGAGAGAAGCAAAGAGUCAUCUUCACCAGCCCGAUCAAGGCCCUGUCCAACCAGAAGUACAGAGAGAUGUAUGAAGAGUUUCAGGAUGUGGGACUAAUGACUGGAGAUGUCACCAUCAACCCAACCGCCUCCUGCCUUGUCAUGACAACAGAGAUCUUGAGGAGCAUGCUGUAUCGAGGUUCUGAGAUCAUGAGGGAGGUGGCGUGGGUCAUCUUUGAUGAGAUCCAUUAUAUGAGAGACGCAGAGCGUGGUGUGGUUUGGGAAGAGACCAUUAUUCUUCUUCCUGACAAUGUGCACUACGUUUUCCUCUCCGCCACCAUCCCCAAUGCCAAACAGUUUGCAGAGUGGAUCUGCCAUUUACAUAAGCAGCCUUGCCAUGUGGUUUACACGGAAUACCGGCCCACUCCGCUGCAACACUACAUCUUUCCAGCAGGGGGCGAUGGACUCCACCUUGUGGUCGAUGAGAACGGUGACUUUAGAGAAGACAAUUUCAACACCGCCAUGCAGGUGCUGAGAGAUGCAGGGGAUUCUGGGGGCGGCAGUGGAGGCGGCAAGUGGGACCCGAGACGAAAAGGAGGCACUAAAGGUCCAUCCAGUGUUUUUAAGAUAGUGAAGAUGAUCAUGGAGAGGAACUUCCAGCCUGUCAUCAUUUUCAGUUUCAGUAAGAAGGAGUGUGAGGCCUACGCGCUACAGGUGGCCAAACUGGACUUCAACACAGAUGAUGAGAAGCGUCUGGUUGAAGAAGUGUUUAACAACGCCGUGGACUGCCUCUCCGACGAAGACAAGAAACUGCCUCAGGUGGAGCAUGUGUUGCCUCUGUUGAAGAGAGGGAUAGGGAUCCAUCAUGGAGGCCUCCUGCCGAUCCUCAAAGAAACCAUAGAGAUCCUCUUCUCUGAAGGCCUGCUGAAGGCCUUGUUUGCCACAGAGACUUUUGCCAUGGGUAUAAACAUGCCGGCUCGGACUGUGCUCUUCACCAGUGCACGCAAGUUUGAUGGCAAGAGUCACCGCUUCAUUACAUCAGGUGAAUACAUCCAGAUGUCUGGCCGUGCCGGGAGGAGAGGGAUGGAUGAUAGGGGGAUUGUUAUUUUCAUGGUGGAUGAGAAAAUGAGUCCAGCUAUAGGGAAGCAGUUGCUGAAGGGCUCAGCAGACCCUUUAAACAGUGCCUUCCACCUGACCUACAACAUGGUGCUCAACCUGCUACGUGUGGAGGAGAUCAACCCAGAAUACAUGCUGGAGAAGUCCUUCUACCAGUUCCAGCACUACCGGGCUCUGCCCGGCGUGGUCGACAAAAUAAAGACACUUGAAGAGCAGUACCACACCAUUGAAAUCCCCAAUGAAGAGAGCGUGGUCACCUACUUUAAGAUAAGGCAGCAGUUGGCCAAACUAGGUAAAGAAAUACAGGAAUUCAUCCACAAACCCAAAUACUGCCUACCGUUCCUCCAGCCUGGGCGACUAGUGAAGGUGAAAAAUGAGGAUGCUGACUUUGGCUGGGGGGUUGUUGUAAACUUUUGCAAGAAGACUAAUGUGAAGGCAGCCACAAACUCUGAGCCGCUGUACGUGGUGGAGGUUCUGCUUCACUGUAGUAAGGAAAGUGUCAAAGAUGCUGCUACUGAAGCAGCCAAACCUGCUGCUGCAGGGGAGACUGGAGAGAUGCAGGUGGUCCCAGUGAUGCUCCAUCUCCUAACAUCACUCAGUUCAGUUCGUCUCUACAUCCCUAAAGACUUGAGGCCCUUUGACAACAGGCAGCUGAUGCUCAAGUCCAUACAGGAGGUGCAGAAGCGUUUCCCAGAUGGCGUUCCGUUGCUCGACCCCAUAGAUGACAUGGGCAUCAAAGACCCUGCACUAAAGAAAGUGAUUCAGAAGGUGGAGGCCUUCGAGCACCGGAUGUACACCCACCCCCUCCACAGCGACCCCAAUCUGGAGUCGGUCUAUUCUCUCUGUGAGAAGAAAGCUCUGAUCGCAGCAGAUGUUCGAACGGCCAAGCGAGAGCUGAAGAAAGCUCGAACCGUCCUGCAGAUGGAUGAGCUCAAGUGUCGGAAGAGAGUCCUGAGGAGACUUGGCUUCGCCAGUCCCUCUGAUGUCAUCGAGAUGAAAGGGCGGGUUGCCUGUGAGAUCAGCAGCGCUGACGAGCUCCUGCUGACGGAGAUGGUGUUCAACGGCCUCUUCAACGACCUGGCGGUGGAACAGGCUACUGCCCUGCUGUCCUGCUUUGUCUUCCAGGAGAACGCCAACGAGAUGCCGAAGCUCACAGAACAGCUGGCUGCACCUCUCAGACAGAUGCAGGAGUGUGCGAAGCGCAUUGCUAAGGUCUCCGCAGACGCCAAGCUGGAGGUGGACGAGGAGACAUAUCUGAACCAGUUCAAACCCCACCUGAUGGAUGUGGUCUACGCCUGGGCCAACGGGGCCACGUUUGCUCAGAUCUGCAAGAUGACCGAUGUCUUUGAAGGAAGCAUCAUCCGCUGCAUGCGCCGUCUGGAGGAGGUGCUGCGACAGAUGUGCUCCGCAGCUAAAGCCAUCGGCAACACAGAACUGGAGAACAAGUUCGCAGAAGGAAUAACGAAGAUCAAACGAGACAUCGUUUUCGCUGCCAGUCUGUAUCUAUAGUCACAUUAGUGAUUCAUUCGCCUGUUUUCCUGCUCCAACACAACCUUAGUUCCAAAAACGGCCUAAACCUUUCAGGUGGGAAAACUUUUAUUUUAUUUUCCAUCUUGUUACCAUGUGAUCACACAUUUAAAUGACCAGGAAACAUUACAAGUUAAAACUUUAAUUUAGCUGUUUGCUUACAUUGGUACGUGACAUCAUACAUCAAACACAUGCUUCACUUGUGUUAACGUUGAGUAAAAUGGCUUCAUUUCUCCUUGUUUUAGACAUCUGUAUAUAUAUCUGUAACGUUGUUUUUCAAUAAAAGUCUGUAUGGUGAUUUGUUGGCAUACAGAUUAUACAAAAAGCA
This is a messenger RNA of Nothobranchius furzeri (turquoise killifish), 3512 nucleotides long. RefSeq names its product Mtr4 exosome RNA helicase (gene mtrex). The record is from RefSeq and is a predicted model, not a curated record. Gene Ontology annotation, biological process: RNA catabolic process; maturation of 5.8S rRNA. NCBI's taxonomy places the organism in Eukaryota, Metazoa, Chordata, Actinopteri, Cyprinodontiformes, Nothobranchiidae. Gene Ontology annotation, molecular function: RNA helicase activity; RNA binding; ATP binding. Gene Ontology annotation, cellular component: nucleus.